CCUGGUGACCUUUUUCAGUCGCUGUCGGUAAUUGCUGUAUGUAUUAGGAUCAGCUCUAUGUUUUCUUUACAAAGCUAUCAACUGUUACCAACGGCUGUUAACUGCUGUCAGCCCCAGCCAAAUGUUGUAAUAUGUUGUGUUAUUGCUGGAGCAAUUUCAGUACCUUUGGAUUCAUUUUCAGCCACAGUGAUGUUGCGUUGACUGUUUAAGCUACCACGUUGGCUAGUCGGACUGAAGAUGGCAGCACCUGUCUGAGUUCUUCAGACAAGAAUCAGACAAAGACCCCAUGGAGUCUGACUCACCUAAUAAGAAAUGAACUAUGAAAAGAAAAGAACCCCACUUCUCCCAUGAAUAUAUGAACAAGUACACAAACGCAGUGCAGAUACGAAUUGGCAGUGUCUGUCUGUGAUAAUCAGCAAUGGACUUCGCCUACAACAGCUCAGAUGCCGAUGAGGACUUCUUAAACAUCCUCAUCGAAAAUGUGACUUGUCGGAUUUUUGACUUUUCAACCAUUAAUGGAGCCUUUUUCAUCGCAGUCUUCAUCAUCAGCCUCAUCAGCAAUGUCCUCCUUUUAUGUAUUCUGUUUAUUUUUGAAAAACAUAAUCUUUUAACACAUAUCUUCAUCAUAAACCUUGCUUUUUCUGAUUUGAUCUUCACUGUCACAGUUCCCUUCUGGGCUGUCUACCACUUUCAUCACUGGAUCUUUGGGAACGUUUUGUGCAAAGUCAUCAUUUGGAUGCACUUGAUGGGUCUGUACAGUAGCAUCUUUGUACUAACGGCAAUGACUGUGGAACGUUUUUGUACUGUGGUGCUGAACAACUGGCCAAACAACAAUCAGAAGAAGAAACAGUAUACCAUCGGCGCCUGUGUGGGAGCCUGGCUGAGCAGUAUUGGUCCAUCUUCGUAUGAUGCUUCCAAAAUGAUGUCUGAUGAUUAUUACUGUGAAGUUGAGUUUACUGAUGAAUUUAUAUAUUAUUUUCAAAUUGUUUUCCUGAUGUUGAUCCCAACUGCCAUCAUUAUUUUCUGCAAUUGUGCCAUUAUAUAUACUAUUUUACGAGCUGGACGCAGGACAAGGCACAAAGCUCUAAGUAUGGUUUUGUGCAUCGUUGUAGCCUACAUCAUCUGCUGGGGACCCUACAAUAUUGUACUUUUCAUUCCGUCCAAAAACUGUGAAGAACUGCAGCGGAUGAAUAUAGUCUACAAUAUCUGUCGAUUGUUUGCCCAUUGCCACUGUUGGAUAAACCCUAUUCUAUGUAUGCUCACACAGAAGAUACGAAAACACCUGCUUUAUAUCUUGCGCUACAAAGUUGUUAAGACUAAACGAAAGAGAUCCAGAAGCCACACUUCUCUUCAGUAUGUCAGUGAAUCUCGCAGUACAGGUCUUUAAGCAACAUUGCUGAAAUUCAAGUGUACUUGUUAUAGUACAUGCAUAUAGAAUGUAGUAUAGUUUGGAUAUUAUUCUAAAUAGACUGGCAUGACAUGGCUUACCACUCUGAAAUAGUUGGAAGUAUUUAAAAAGAAAAUAAAAAGGGUUUUGGCACCAAAACUGUUUUGACAUGUGGGUGCUGGGUACAAAUGGAUCAGAAAAUUCAGUUUGGCAAAAUAUCUGUUUUAUGAUCUUAGUCAGCUUUUGUAUGUUCAACCUGUUAUUUUUAUUUUUAUUUUUUUUCUUAUUUUGUUUUACAAAUGACGAGGAAUACAUGUACUGUAAAUGUGAAUGAUGAAAUAGGACAAAAAGCAGUUACCAACAAGAAUUGUUGAUUAGGCAAUACCAAGAACAGCUCUAUAAAGAGGGGAAGAGAAAUUAGUCAUUUAUUUGAAAGGUUUUAUAUUUUUUAAAUGUAUAAAUUGGUUUUAUUCUUUGUUUUUGAUGGAUUUUUGGUCAUUUGAAACAAUUGCUAAAUUAACUAUGUACUGAGUUAUGCUGAAUUGCUGUUGAUGCUUCGCUGUUGUUUUGUUUUUUUGUACCUGUUACAGUUUUUGGAGUUCUUUUGUGGGUGUUCUGCUUGAGCAAAUAAAACAUUUCAGCUUGAAAAGAACA
This is a messenger RNA of Gambusia affinis (western mosquitofish), 2041 nucleotides long. Its product is annotated as chemokine XC receptor 1-like. Gene Ontology annotation, cellular component: membrane. The coding region runs from base 419 to 1387 and encodes 322 amino acids. The record is from RefSeq and is a predicted model, not a curated record. Gene Ontology annotation, molecular function: G protein-coupled receptor activity. Gene Ontology annotation, biological process: immune response; G protein-coupled receptor signaling pathway. The transcript has 6 exons. NCBI's taxonomy places the organism in Eukaryota, Metazoa, Chordata, Actinopteri, Cyprinodontiformes, Poeciliidae.